Hirsutella rhossiliensis is the source of this 933-nucleotide messenger RNA. RefSeq names its product ftsJ-like methyltransferase domain-containing protein. Lineage: Eukaryota; Fungi; Ascomycota; Sordariomycetes; Hypocreales; Ophiocordycipitaceae. The record is from RefSeq and is a predicted model, not a curated record. Gene Ontology annotation, cellular component: mitochondrion. Gene Ontology annotation, molecular function: rRNA (uridine-2'-O-ribose)-methyltransferase activity. Gene Ontology annotation, biological process: RNA methylation. Bases 1 to 933 code for a protein of 310 amino acids. The transcript has 7 exons.
AUGUUUGUCGCCCGCCUCGCCCUCGGCCGUCCUCCUCCGAGCCUCGCCCCGCCCUGCCGGUGCGCCGCCGCCGCCGCCGCCCAGCUCUCGCGCCCCGGCGUCCGCCCCGCGUCGUCGUCGUCGUCGUCGUCGUCGCGAUGGAAGCAGCGCCAGGGCCGCGACAAGUACGCCCGCGACGCAAAGGUCCACGCGCUCAAGAGCCGCGCCGCAUUUAAGCUGCUCGAGAUGGAUGCCAAGUAUCGCCUCUUUAAGCCGAAUCAGACGGUUGUUGACCUGGGCUACGCACCGGGCAGCUGGUCCCAAGUCGCCGUCGAGCGCACCCGCCCGCACGGCCACGUCGUCGGCAUCGACCUGAUCCCCGCCCAGCCGCCGCGGGGCGUCGCCACCUUCCAGGGCGACUUCCUGUCGCCCAUGGUCCAGCGCCUCGUCAAGGACUUUAUCCUGCGCAUGCGCCGCGACGCCGGGCCCGAGCCGCCGAACAACGACGGCGGCGGCGGUGGCGAGGAGGAGCAGCGCUUGGCUGCGUCCGCCGUGGACCGGCCUAGCUACAUCGACAGGGAGCGGCACUUGGGCGAGACGACGUCGGAUAUGGAGGCCGAGGAGGCGUCGUCGCCGGCCGACGCGGCGCUUGUGGACCUUGUUCUGAGUGACAUGCUCAUGAACACCAGCGGCAACGCCUUUCGAGACCACGCCGGCAGCAUGGACCUCUGCGCCGCCGCUCUGCAAUUCGCCAGCGACACGCUCAAGCCCGGGGGCCACUUCGUCUGCAAGUUCUACCAGGGCGCCGAGGACAAGGCCCUCGAGCAGCGCCUCAGGAAGCUGUUUGCCAAGGUGCACCGGGAAAAGCCCGAGUCGUCGAGAAGUGAGAGCAAGGAGGCUUAUUUCAUUGCACUGCGGAGGAAGCAGGGUGUGCUUCUGGAAGGCGAGGCGUAA